AUGUCAACCCUCUUCGCUCCGCUGCUCUUCGCGCCACUGGCGCUGUUGCUCGCGCUCCUCUCCGCGUGCCUGCUGUCUCUGCGCCUGCGUGUCGUCAGGGCUCGCCGCGUGCUCGGCGUGCUCCACCCAUACGCCAACGACGGCGGCGGCGGCGAGCGCGUCUUGUGGGUCGCGCUCCGAGAGCUGCUUGCGCGGCACCAGCUGCAGGGCUGGCGUGUGGUGGUCUACACGGGCGACGCGGCCAGCGACGACGAGAUCCGCGCGGCCACGCUGUCGCGCUUCGGCGUCGACGUGCCCGAGAGCGUCGAGUUUGUCCGCCUCCGCAGCCGGAGGGUGGUCGAGCCGUCCAGCUACCCGGUGGCGACGCUGCUCGGGCAGGCGGUGGGCUCGCUGCUGCUGCUGCUGGAGGCGCUGGCGCGGGCGCCGCCGAGCGUGCUGCUCGACACGACCGGCUAUGGCUACUGCUACGCCGCCGCCAAGGCGCUCGGCGUGCGGCGGGUGGGCGCAGUCGAGCGGCGCGCCGGCGCGCACAACAACGCGGCGCGCAUCGCCAGCUCCCCCGCCCUCACCUCGCUCAAGCUCGCCUACUACCGCGCCCUCGCCGCUGCGUACGGCGCCUCUGGCGCCGCUGCGGACGUCGUCGUCGCAAACGGCGAGAGCGGCGCGCGGCCUCAGAUGCAGCGAGCGAGACUUGAGGCCUGGCCUCCUCCCCCCCCCUCCGCCAGGCUCGUGGACGGCGGGCCACCUCCGCUCGCUCUGGCGCGGUGCGGCCCGCCGGCCGCGGAGGCCUUCUGCGCGGAGGCUGGCCGGCUGUUGGCCUGA
Messenger RNA from Emiliania huxleyi CCMP1516, 822 nucleotides. RefSeq lists its product as hypothetical. Gene Ontology annotation, cellular component: endoplasmic reticulum membrane. Lineage: Eukaryota; Haptophyta; Isochrysidales; Noelaerhabdaceae. Gene Ontology annotation, biological process: protein N-linked glycosylation. Bases 1 to 822 code for a protein of 273 amino acids. Gene Ontology annotation, molecular function: GDP-Man:Man(3)GlcNAc(2)-PP-Dol alpha-1,2-mannosyltransferase activity. The transcript is spliced from 3 exons. The record is from RefSeq and is a predicted model, not a curated record.